AUGUCACCCGCUCUGUUGACCGCGAUUGAUUCCACGGCGCAUGUGCAUUUGAUUGUUGGCUCGAAUCCUCUCGCUGGAACCAGAUGCAACAAGUCGCUCGAAGUCGGCGCCACGCCCAUCCUCAUCGCACCCGAGAACGCGACUGUCCAUUAUGGCCUUGCGAAGAGAAUUGAAGAGGGCGCAGUACAAUGGCUCAAGAAAGAGUUUGAUGAAUCCGACUUGACAAAUCUAGGAAGAGAAGAGGUAGGGCAUGUAGUGGAUGCCGUCUUCGUGACCGCCGGCAGCAAGAGUGCAGCUAGCACAUGGAUAUCCACUUUGUGCAGGAGGUUGCGGAUACCUGUCAAUGUUGCAGAUGCGCCCAACCUGUGCACCUUCACACUCCUCUCUACACAUUCGUCAGGCCCUCUACAAAUCGGGGUGACCACUUCCGGAAAAGGAUGCAAGCUAGCCUCGCGGAUCAGGCGGGAAAUAGCUGCUGCGUUACCGCAAGACUUAGGUGUUGCUGUGGAGAGACUGGGCACAGCAAGAAGGCGUUUCUGGGAGCAGGACCAUGCAGAUGAAGGCGCGGACAUGGAAGGCGAGGAAGAAGAUGUUGGACAAACAGCAGCUUUCAACAAGCUCGUACUGCCAUCUGACGCCGAAGCAGCGAAGGCUCGGCGCAUGAGAUGGCUCUCGCAAAUCUGCGAAUACUGGCCACUGCGGAGGUUAGCAGCAAUUACAGACCACGAUGUGGAACAAGUACUGCAGGCAUACUCGAGUACAGCAGAUGACAAAGCGCCGCUCGACGCUGCUGUGUUGGAUGCUCGGAGAAGUCGAGGCCAGAUAAUACUGGCGGGAUCAGGGCCUGGUCAUCCGGACCUCUUGACCACCGCGACACUGAAAGCGAUCAGAAGCGCAGAUUUGAUUCUCGCAGAUAAGCUUGUGCCAGCUGGCGUGCUUGAGUUGGUCCCCCGACGAACACCGAUCGAGAUCGCACGCAAAUUUCCAGGCAACGCCGACCAAGCGCAAGACGAGCUGCAUCGAAUGGGCCUCGAGGCGCUCAAAGAAGGCAAGACUGUCCUUCGCUUGAAACAGGGAGAUCCGUACCUCUACGGUCGAGGAGCAGAGGAGGUGGCUUUCUUCCGAGAGCAUCACUUCGAGCCGAUAGUUCUACCUGGCAUCACAUCCGCGCUCAGUGGACCUCUCUUUGCACAGAUACCUGCGACGCAUCGCUCCGUCAGCGACCAAGUCCUCGUGUGUACUGGAACAGGUCGCAAAGGCGCUCCACCGAAUCCACCAGCGUUUUUGUCAAAUCAGACUGUUGUGUUUCUCAUGGGUCUACACCGUCUCCAAGCCCUUGUGGAAAGCCUCGUCGACCGUACAACAGCUCCCUAUCCGCCUACGACGCCAUGUGCAAUCGUUGAGCGCGCUUCUUCGCCUGAUCAGCGCGUGAUCCGCACGACAUUGCAAUCCGUCGUCGCUGCUUUCGAGGAAGAAGGCGCGAGACCGCCGGGUAUACUGGUCGUUGGAGCUUGUUGCGACGUCUUGCAAAAUGCACCGCAGAAAUGGGUCGUCGAAGAAGGCUUCCACGGUCUCGACGCACUGGAUGCGCUUGGGGAAGGCGGUCGAGGCCUUGACGGGUUACGGGAAGCUCUUGUUACGACUCCGGGGCUUGAGGAGGAUGUCAAGACGCUUGCUGCGCCUGUUACGAUAUGA
Molecule: messenger RNA, 1695 nt
Organism: Lecanosticta acicola
Lineage: Eukaryota; Fungi; Ascomycota; Dothideomycetes; Mycosphaerellales; Mycosphaerellaceae
Source: the annotation of a GenBank genome assembly